This is a messenger RNA of Sorghum bicolor (sorghum), 857 nucleotides long. Its product is annotated as dolichol-phosphate mannosyltransferase subunit 3. The transcript is spliced from 4 exons. NCBI's taxonomy places the organism in Eukaryota, Viridiplantae, Streptophyta, Magnoliopsida, Poales, Poaceae. The record is from RefSeq and is a predicted model, not a curated record. Gene Ontology annotation, biological process: GPI anchor biosynthetic process. Gene Ontology annotation, cellular component: endoplasmic reticulum membrane; dolichol-phosphate-mannose synthase complex. The coding region runs from base 291 to 569 and encodes 92 amino acids.
UCCAGCAGCUUCCGAGCUUUGAGUCUCUGACGGACGCCGGGACGCGGAAUCGCUCCGCGCCGCCGCCACCCGCCAGGCCGCCCGCCCGCGCCGCCACACCUUCAGCCGCGCCACGCGGUGCCGCCCGCCGCCCGCUGCCCCCGGUCCGCCCCGCGCCCGCGGCCCGCGCGUUCGGCCGUCGCCCACUGGGCGAGAUCCCGCAGGAGCCGGCCUGCUCCAGCUGUCUGCUGUCUGCUGUCUGCUGCGAGGUCCGACUGUCCGAGUCUCCGAGGAAAGCACCUCACCCCAAAAUGAAGCACAUAUUCAAGAUUGCUGCAAUACUGAUAGCAAUCUCAGCUAUCUGGAUUGCUCUACUUGAAACCUCAACUGUUCCUCGAAGUUAUACUUGGCUGCUUCCCAUCUACUUGGUAGUGGCUCUUGGAUGCUACGGCCUUUUUAUGGUUGGAUUUGGACUUAUGCUCUUCCCAAGUUGUCCUCAAGAAGCUGUACUACUGCAACAGGAUAUUGUGGAGGCAAAGGAAUUCUUAGCAAAGAAGGGUGUUGAUGUGGGCUCAAUUUUAAGUGGUUGACAGUCAUGACCGUCUUGAAGGAUCACCAUUCUGUUCCUAGGAAUAUAUUGCUUUUUUGGAUACUUACUGUAGAUAGGAAACAUAUCAUUUCACUAUGUUCAGCUAUUAUUAACACAGUUUCCUAACUCAGUGAGUUGGCAUGUUUACAAUUGUGCUUUUGUCAAUGAUGGGGCUCACUAAGUUCGAAAAGUGAACUUUUCUAGGAAUAUUUGGUUUCUAUCUCGAUUCCCCGUCAGUGGACCCUUUACCAAUUCUGCUGUUCAGUACAUCCAUCACCUUAUGCCUUAA